UGAACUUACAUUGUCUCUCUAUAUCUCAGUUGUCUAUCAUAUUUCGUAGAUUAUCAUGAAGUACAAACAGAUGCUGUCCAAACAUAUUAAUCUUGAGACACCGCAACACAUGGACUUGAUCUCUCUAAAUCACACGACAAUCGACAGCAGCAAACAGUCAGUACAACUGGAAUACCACGCAAACUCACUAUUGAAACCUACCGAAAGUCUAACUUUAAAUCAUCCAUUACAUCCUUCGAUUACUCGUGUUACGGAGUCAUUAGUUUUUGUAACAGAAAAUAAAUUAAAGGAAGAUAUUCGGGCGUUUACUACUCAGAAUACCGAAACUAGUAUUUUUCAAGUGAAUGCAGGUUCACAAUCACCAUCACAUAACUCAAAUAUAACUAAUAAAUGUCAGAUAAAAUUAAACACUUUGUCAAAUCCUCCUAAAAUUAGAAAAAGAGAACCUUACAUCCCAAGUUAUAUGGAUCCGUUAGCUGGCCCUGAACCUUGUGUUGUUUGUGGUGAUAACGCAACUGGAUUUCACUAUCGUGCUAUGACAUGUGAAGGUUGCAAAGGAUUUUUUCGACGUUCAGUACAGAAAAAGUUGGUUUAUACUUGCAAGUUUCAAGGUCACUGCUCUGUAUCUGAUAAACAAAAUCGAAAUAGUUGUCAAAAAUGUCGCUUUGAUAGAUGCAUUAGCGGCGGGAUGGCUAAGGAUCUCGUACUUGAUGAAGAUAAACGUUUAGCUAAACGUCGUCUAAUCGAAGCAAAUCGAGCACGUAAAAGAGCUGAAGCUAUAGAAGCCUCCACUGCUGUAUGUGUUACAGAUCCAUCAAUUAAUAUACCUAAUUUUACAAAUCCUAAUUCAGUAUCAAAAUAUCAUUUCAUUCACAAUCAACCAAUCUCUACAUCGAACACCAUCUCUAGUACACCUGUUAUUAUGUCAACGAUUCCUUAUCAUUCUACAAUCCAUCCUAAUACUCAUUUUACCAAUCAAUUUGCACUCAGUUCAACAACUGGAAGUCAGUUUAACUGUAAUCCUAUUCAAACACGUUAUUUGGAGGUAACCAACAAUGAUAGCCACUCAUUUGUCAAUCCAAAAACUCCAGAUGCAACAUAUUCACCUGUAAAUGAAGCACAAUUAAUUGUACAACCUAUUCAAACAAUCGAUAAAUUACAACUAACUACUAUACCCAACAACAUAUACUGGAAUCCUAUAUGCGGAGCUCCGUAUACACACUCUUUCAUGAAUGAUACUAGUAAUCAUGAUAAUAAUAAUUCUAACAUCCCACUUUCAUUUAAAGAAUCUAUCAAUGGAAUUCAGUUGUCUAGUUUAUCAAUGCAAAUUAACAAAACUCCAUUAUAUUCUGGUGAAGAUAGUUACUGCAACUUACCAAGUAAAUAUAGUGAUUUUAAUAGCCAACAAAGUGUGUAUACGAAAGCUGUAGAUAAUAACCGAAUUAAUAAUAUCAAUGUUAAUAAUGUCCAAGCAAAUACAGAUUAUGAGCCUCAACAGUAUUCUCUUAUAACACCUGAGAAAUGUCAAACAUUAUCUUGUGAUCAACCAGCGAUCAAAGAUAAUUUAUCAAUUUCAUAUCCUAAGUAUGUUAGUAUGAUGGAUUCAAAUGAUACAGUGCAUAAUGACUGCCCAUGGACAACAGAAGAUCAAAAUAUGGUUGAUUCUAUUGUUCAAGCUUAUAGUAAUAUGUUGAAUCCAAGCUUCAAACGAAAGAUUGACAAUGGAGAUGUUGACAAAGAACCUGAGAAAGCUUUCUAUUCUUCAACAGAUUCAAAAAUCAGUUCACUUAUUGAACCAAUGAUUGCAUCACUUGUUGCAUUUGCCAGAUUAGUUCCUGGAUUUGAAUUGUUAGAUGCCAACGAUCAAACACGUUUGUUACGUGGCUGCUGCUUAGAUAUUAUCACUCUACGCGCUGCGUACUUAUUAAGUCGCAUUGCUGUCUCACUUGGAAUUGUUGAUUCUAAUGGAAAUAACAAGCCACAAUUUACAACAAGUUCAUUAGAUUCGGUCGAUAUUUUUGUGCAGAAUCUUCCUUCACAUCAACACAAUGUUGCGUCUGUUAUUCCAAAUAAUAUUUACCCUCAAUUAGGCACUUCUGAUGUGAAAUGUGCCCAGAUGAUUCGUGCGGUAGCAUUGAAAUUAGCUCGCCUUGAAAUCGACCAAACAGAAGUUGCAUUAAUGACAUCUAUUUUAUUAAUGUCCCCAGAUCGUUUUGGCUUAACCGACUGUGAAACUGUCGAACAUACCCAGGAUAUUUUAUUGGAGACUUUCAAUCGUUAUGCUAAUCGUAUUCGAAAAAUUCGUUCCAGUCGAAUGAAUCAUAAUAACAUGUCAAGUCGUUCAGUUAACAUCAAUGGAAUUUCACAACAACAACAACAGUACUGGCCGAGGAUUCUCAUGGCUUUAACUGAAUUGCGUUCAAUCACGUUGUGCAACCAAGGUUUAUUUGUGGAAAAAGCCUACGGCAAUACAACCGAACAGUUGCCAUGGUAUUUUCAUGAGUUAUUCACCGGAGACUUUAUAAUUCAACAGACUAAUAUUUAUAGUUUUGAGCGUUGCAAUAAUAAUGACAAUAAUAAUAAUUUGUGUUGAAUGUAAAGCGCCUAACCUUUUAUGAAAAUAUCAAGGUAUACCAGUAUUGCUCAUUGUUAUUAUUAUUAUUAUUAUUAUUA
Molecule: messenger RNA, 2673 nt
Organism: Schistosoma intercalatum
Lineage: Eukaryota; Metazoa; Platyhelminthes; Trematoda; Strigeidida; Schistosomatidae
Source: the annotation of a GenBank genome assembly